Molecule: messenger RNA, 447 nt
Organism: Didymodactylos carnosus
Lineage: Eukaryota; Metazoa; Rotifera; Eurotatoria; Philodinida; Philodinidae
Source: the annotation of a GenBank genome assembly
AUGCUUAAUAAUAGACUUGGUGGCAAUAAUAGACUUGGUGUUGGAAACAACUUUCGACCAGAAAUUAAUUUAAUUAUACAAUGGACACCAGAGUUUGCUGCUGCAUACAAUUCUUUCUUUAAUGGUGGAUUAGGGUUAGGCAGAGUUGGUCUUGGUGGCCUUGGAGUACUUGGCGGAGGUUUAUGUGGUCAGAUCGGAGCACCAAGUAUUGGACUCCCCGCUCAGGUUAUUGGUUUCGGGUAUACAACAACAGUCGCUCCAGGAGCUCUUGGUCAAGCAAAUCCCUACUCAGCUGCGCUGGUCCCCAGAUUUCCCGGUGCUAGAACCGUCGAUACAAUAACAACAGUAAAAGCUAAUAAGGACGGAUUAAGAGGAAGAAUACACGGUGCCAACAGACCAAGACCUCAGCAAGUUCAUGUAUCCAGUCGGCGGCGACGACGAUUCUGA